GGUUCUGCUGGUCUGGUUGGAAGUAGAAAAAUUUAGGUUUUCUGAAAUUUUAAAGGGGUGUUUUUUAUAAAGAAGUUUCGGACUCGGCUAGUCAUCUUAUUGUGCUAAAGAGAAUGGGCUUUUCGUUUUGUUGGUUUAUUUUUUAAAAACUAUAAGGUCCUUAAAUAAGGCAGGUUCGCCCGGCUCGGUUCGGAGAGAUAUGAUUGUGAUUGCUGGAGUGGAGAUAUUUUGCGGAUUGUUAUUGGAAAUUGAUAGUUUGUAGUUUACGCCAAACAGUGAAUCAAAUAGUACCAAGAUGAAUUCCACUAUAGCCGAGAAGCUGUCAGAUGUACAGCGAUCCUCGGCAAAUCAAAUGGCGAGAUGUCAGACCUUGCUCAAAAGAUUGAAAGUAAUCCAGCUCCAAGAGUUGGAGGAGUAUGGAGAAAGGCAGAUGGAAUGUGCUGUUAAGCUUCUCGCAGAGACGAAGGGAGUCAAAUUGAAAGAAGCUAUCGUACCUGACUUUCUCCAGAAGCGAAAAUUACCAAUCCCACCAGCGGAUGCCUUUGAAGAAGAGGAUUUUGUUGAAAAGUUGGAUCCGUCACCGCCACCAGUUUACACGAAACAUGGCCUUGCUGAUUUAAGAGAUGUGGCGCAAAUGUUUCGACAAAAUAUUCGAGAACUUUUACUCUCUACAAUUCCACUUGGGACUGAUGAUGUGGAUACGGAUUCUUGUUCUGAAUAUGAAGAUGAGGUUCAGGCGACUGCCAGUACUAACAAUUGUACGAAUUGGAGGGAUGAUGAUUUGGUUUAUCUUCCUACAGGAAAGAAUCCAACAACUCCGUGGGCAAGAAAGCGUACGAAUCUUAAGGCCAGAUUUGCGUGGCUGAAGGACGCUGUCAGAACUGUUGAUCAGCGACUGAUGCAGCAUAAUAAGUUAUUGAAGUAUAUUAAAGAGUAUAAACCAUCUUUCAAGUUUGAUGAAAGACGCAAAAUCACUAAGCCAGUCAUUAUUGGUGGAAAUCUAGACUAUUCAACAAUUCAACUAUAUCGAGAACAGAGGAAUACUGAUAAAAUUCCCCACACCAUGAAGAAUAUUGUCAACCCAAUUUCCGGGAACGUUGUUAAACGGACGGACAACUUGAUGAAAACGAUCGACAAUCCAGAGAAGUCGGAGCGUAAUUUCAUACCACUACGACUGAGAAUUACCGAGUCAUGCGACCCCAAUUGUACGGCACGUCGAUGCAUUCCACUAUGCCGACCGAUCCGACGUAGAAAGGUACUUCAAAUUGGAGGUAUUCACAACGUAGUCGAGAAGCCCGGUCACCUUCCUUCUGCCCUAUGCAACUGUUUUGGACGGGAGGAGCUAUGCAUAAUAUGUUCUGGACGAUCUGACAAGAUCAAACGAGUGAGAAACGGUGCAAUGGCCAGAGCAGAAACUACAGCAUUGUUGGAUCAUAAUUAUCAUAAAGUGCUGUCGUCAUUAGAUGACAAACCAUUACGACUUUUGACCGAAGCAGCCCUCAAAAUUGCAAGUUCGGCUAAUCCAAAAAAGAUAUUACCAACAUAUGACAGCUCUGAUGAAGAAAGCAAACGUGCAUUUGCUGAAAGUUUUCUUCCUACUGCUCCGAUUCGACCUCAAAACGACAUAGUAGCAGAAGAGUCACCAGAAAUGAUUUCUCCCCGUCGACCUUCACCCGUUAAGAAAGUAGGAAAAACUGAGAGGAAAUCUACCAGAAGGAAGAAACGUACUAGUGACGACGAAGAAGACGAGGAGGAAGAAUUCGAGGUGAAUUGGGUACCCAAAAAGUCGUCGAAGCAAACCGAUUCUUCACAGAAAAAACGAAGGAUAGCAGAUGAAAAGUAUGACAUUGAUCAUAUUGUAAUUCCAUACAGCAUCGCGUCUACUACACGUGUGGAAAAGAUUGAAUACAAAGAAAUAGAUCUUCCAAGCUGGAGAACUAACCAGCUCCUACUUUCCAAAAACAAAAACAAAAAUAAAAACCCCGAACCUCCGAAAAAGAAUACUCGAAGAACACGAAAGUCACGAGCAACACCCGUCCCAGAAAUUGUUCAGAAACUUAGCGAACCACUCCUCGAAGAUAUUAGAUUAGAAACUAUCUUGGCUCGACAUGCGAGAAGUGAGGAGGAGGAAAAGAAACGAUUUCUGAAAGCCAUGCACGUGUUAUCAAAUAGACGUAGUCGUAAAAGUGAAACAAAAGGAGAAAAUACUGACAUUUCACAAGAUAUCUCGCCACCGCUUAAAGUGGAAAUUCCUGAUAACAUAUUUAUCAAGGAAGAAGUCGUGUCUCCAACUCUACCACCUACUACUGUUAAUCAGAUCAGUGCAGCAGAUGCUUCUUUGGCCGUUACAGCUUUAAAAAUUUCAGUUCCUAAUGCACAAUCCUCUACUGCUUCAUCUGGUCGUCGACGAACCGUAUCUAUUUGCAAGGUUGAAGAGGAAGAUCCAGAGGAGCCUGGUGUAGCUCCAUACGAGCCAAGGAAGUUCCCAUUGUCUGACGAAGAGUUUGCUGCUAUGGUGAAAGAAAUGGAUGAAUCAUACCUGGAAGAGCAAGCAAAGCGAGCACGGCGUGAAGCCCAGGUGGCAUUGAACAUCGCGACCAAAAUUGAAGGGAUUGAUGAAGAAUCUGACGAUGGUGGGAGCGAAAUGGAUGACCCUGACUGGCGAGAAGUUUCUGAACAUCAUUCCGUGAUUUCUUGAAAUACUGCAUAAAAGACUACAGCCCAUGAAGCUAUUUAAAAAAAUAAUAUGAAUUAAGUCUUUAGCUUUUUUUUGAAACCUUUCAUUUUAUUAACAAGCACAUGUAUUCACAAAUGUUAUAUUAUUUUACGAUUGCAAGACCUAAAUUUGAAUAAAAGUUUAAGCAUUUACAUAA
Molecule: messenger RNA, 2873 nt
Organism: Folsomia candida
Lineage: Eukaryota; Metazoa; Arthropoda; Collembola; Entomobryomorpha; Isotomidae
Product: KAT8 regulatory NSL complex subunit 1
Exons: 15
Coding region: 296-2698 (800 amino acids)
Cellular component (GO): NSL complex
Molecular function (GO): histone acetyltransferase binding
Source: RefSeq, a predicted model, not a curated record